AUGGAGAUUUCUCCGGCAACGUCGGCAUCUGCCUCGUACGAUUCUCAGAUCCGAAGUUCGAAUUCCGAAGAUGCGUCGUCUAAUGAGUUGACUGAUUCGAAUGAUGUUUCAAUCGAAGAAGAAAGAGAUGGUAAUUCUACGGCGGCGCCGGAGAAUUUUUCGGCGUCUUCUUCGCCGCCGUCUUCGGUUGCUGUGAAUAAAUCGUACGAUGAUGAUGACGAAGAAGAAGAUGUUUGUCGGAUUUGUCGAAAUCCAGGCGAUGCGGAUAAUCCAUUGAGGUAUCCGUGUGCUUGUAGCGGAAGUAUUAAAUUUGUUCAUCAGGAUUGUCUUCUUCAGUGGCUUAAUCAUAGUAAUGCUCGUCAGUGCGAGGUGUGCAAGCAUGCAUUUGCAUUUUCUCCUGUUUAUGCUGAGAACGCUCCAACUAGACUUCCUUUCCGGGAGUUUGUUCUUGGGAUAGGGAAGAAGACCUGUCAUGUUCUGAAAUUCUUUUUACGUCUUGGUUUUGUGCUAUCUGUUUGGCUUCUGAUUAUCCCUUUCAUCACUUUCUGGAUUUGGCGACUGGCUUUUGUUCGUAGUUUUUCUGAAGCCAAUCGUUUAUUCCUCAGUCAUAUGUCAUUUACCGUUAUUCUUACCGAUUGUCUGCAUGGAUUUCUUCUCUCGGCAAGCAUUGUGUUUAUUUUUCUUGGGGCUACAUCUUUGAGAGAUUAUUUUAGACAUGUACGAGAAGCUCAAGGGCAAGAUGCCGAUAGAGAGGAUGAAGGGGAUAGGAAUGGGGCCAGAGCUGUGAGAAGGCCUCUUGGACAGGUAAAUAGAAAUUUGCUUGCUGAUGGCAAUGUGGAUGAUGUUGGUGAAGCUGCUCAAGUAAUUGCUGGAGCUAAUCAAUUGAUCAGACGGGCAGAAAACGUUGCUGCUCAAUGGGAGAGGCAUGCUGCCCGGCUUGAAGUUCAUGUUGAUCAGAUUUUUGAUGGGCUGGAUGAUGCAGAUGGUGCAGAAGAUGUUCCCUUUGAUGAGCUUGUGGGCAUGCAGGGUCCUGUUUUCCAUUUGGUUGAGAAUGCUUUUACUGUUUUGGCAAGCAACAUGAUCUUUCUUGGAGUUGUUAUAUUUGCUCCUUUCUCUCUUGGACGUGUAAUAUUACAUUAUAUAUCAUGGCUUUUCUCUUCUGCAACUUAUCCAGUACUUUCCACAGUCAUGCCACUUACAGAAUCAGCUCUUUCCUUGGCUAAUAUUACCUUGAAGAAUGCCUUGACAACUGUCACUAAUCUGUCUUCUGAAAAAUCUGAAAGCCUAAUUGAUAAUGUGGCUGAAAUUUUGAGUACAAAUGCAAGUGAGCUGAAUGUUUCUCCGAACAACAUUAGCUCCCCUCUGACCUCAGAUGUCCUGAAAGGUGUGACUGCUGGAACAUCCAAGCUUUCUGAUGUUACGACACUGGUUGUUGGAUACAUGUUUAUUUUCUCCCUCAUCUUUCUUUACUUUGGCAUGGUUGCAUUAAUUAAGUAUACCAAAGGUGAGCCUUUAACUAUGGGAAGGUUCCAUGGUAUUGCUUCAGCAGCAGAGAAUAUUCCUUCCCUUUUACGGCAGUUCUUCGCAGGCAUGAGACACUUAAUGACUAUGAUCAAGGUUGCAUUCCUUCUUGUUAUUGAACUUGGAGUUUUCCCUUUGAUGUGUGGCUGGUGGCUGGAUAUUUGCACAAUCAGGAUGUUUGGAAAAUCGAUGGCGCAAAGAGUUGAAUUUUUUUCAGUCUCUCCAUUGGCUAGUUCUUUGGUUCAUUGGGUUGUUGGGAUAUUCUACAUGCUGCAGAUCAGCAUCUUUGUCAGCCUUCUUCGAGGGGUUUUGCGUAGUGGAGUCCUUUAUUUCCUUCGAGAUCCAGCUGAUCCUAACUACAAUCCAUUUCGCGAUCUUAUUGACGAUCCUGUUCACAAACAUGCUCGUAGAGUUUUGCUCUCUGUAGCUGUAUAUGGCAGUUUGAUUGUGAUGCUGGUUUUCCUUCCUGUAAAGCUUGCAAUGCGGAUGGCGCCCUCCAUAUUUCCACUUGAUAUUUCAGUUGCAGAUCCAUUUACUGAGAUACCUGCUGACAUACUGUUGUUUCAAAUCUGCAUUCCCUUUGCCAUUGAGCAUUUCAAACUAAGAACAACAAUUAAGUCUCUUCUUCGGUAUUGGUUCACUGCUGUUGGCUGGACACUUGGUUUGACAGAUUUUUUACUUCCAAAGUCUGAUGAAGCUGGUAAUCAAGAUAAUGGCAAUGAUGAAGCAGUUAGGCAGGACAGAUUACGUGGUCUGCAGCUGGGAGGUGCACAGCAGGACCAUCUAGCACUUCUUCCAGAUGCUCAAAAUGAGGGCCAUGGAUCUGAAACUUCAGAUAUGGAGGAAUAUGACGGAGAAGAACAAUCUGAUGCAGAGCGAUACAGAUUUGUAUUCCGUAUUGUUUUGCUCUUGGUAGUGGCUUGGAUGACCUUACUCGUCUUCAAUUCUGCAUUAAUUAUUGUACCCGUAUCUCUUGGAAGGGCUAUCUUCAACUCCAUCCCUCUUCUUCCUAUAACGCAUGGCAUAAAGUGCAAUGACCUGUAUGCUUUCACCAUUGGAAGCUAUGUUAUUUGGACUGCCAUAGCUGGAGUCAGGUAUACAAUUGAGCAGGUCAAAUCAAGGAGGGCAGCAGUUUUAUUUGGCCAAAUUUGGAAGUGGUGUGGAAUUGCUCUUAAGAGUUUUGCACUUCUAUCAAUAUGGAUAUUUGUAAUUCCUGUCUUGAUAGGACUGCUGUUCGAGCUUUUGGUGAUUGUACCAAUGCGAGUACCGGUAGAUGAAAGCCCAGUUUUCCUCCUUUACCAAGAUUGGGCCUUGGGACUGAUAUUUUUGAAGAUAUGGACACGAUUGGUCAUGUUGGACCACAUGAUGCCCAUGGUAGAUGAGAGUUGGAGAGCUAAAUUUGAGAGAGUUAGAGAAGAUGGAUUCUCUAGGCUGCAGGGUCUUUGGGUGCUGCGGGAGAUAGUGCUACCUAUAAUACUAAAGCUGCUUACUGCUCUCUGCGUACCUUAUGUUUUAGCUCGAGGAGUAUUUCCCGUUUUUGGUUACCCCUUGAUUGUCAACUCGGCCGUUUACCGGUUUGCUUGGUUGGGGUGCCUGUGCUUAAGCGUGUUAUUUUUCUGUGCCAAGAGGUUCCAUGUCUGGUUCACAAACUUGCACAAUUCCAUUCGUGAUGACCGCUACCUUAUCGGUCGCAGACUCCAUAAUUUUGGGGAAGCUGCCAUAAGAAGGGCUGCUGAAGAAACAGAAGCUCUGAGUAUGCAACGAAAUGAUGUAAUUAGACAAGAAGAUGUGGGUCUGAGAUUAAGACGAGGCAACCAAGUUGAUGCUUAGUUAUAGAUAUGAAUCUACGAGUCAAUUUCCUGGCAUGUAGUUCUAUACCUGUUUCGGAAGAAGUCAUGUGAGUUAAAUGUAGAUUGAUUAUUUAGUUUGUGCAUAUAACAUGUAAUAGUAAGAGAAGGAAGAGGAAAUGUAAUAUUUUUUUGUCCUUUAUUCCUAAUAAUUUUUCGUAGCUAUCAGCUGACAGCGUAGAAUUAAGGUUUAGUUCCUACACAUUAUACUGUCCUGUUUCUUGAAAGAGAUAAAAUCCAGUUGGAUUUUAGCUUCAGAUUCAUUUAAGUGUUCAAAAUUAACGAUGGCAAUGAGAUUCAAUAACUGGUUUUCAUGAAGGUA
Messenger RNA from Chenopodium quinoa (quinoa), 3690 nucleotides. RefSeq names its product probable E3 ubiquitin ligase SUD1. The transcript is spliced from 9 exons. Gene Ontology annotation, cellular component: endoplasmic reticulum membrane. The record is from RefSeq and is a predicted model, not a curated record. Gene Ontology annotation, molecular function: zinc ion binding. NCBI's taxonomy places the organism in Eukaryota, Viridiplantae, Streptophyta, Magnoliopsida, Caryophyllales, Amaranthaceae. The coding region runs from base 1 to 3351 and encodes 1116 amino acids.